Epinephelus lanceolatus (giant grouper) is the source of this 3851-nucleotide messenger RNA. It is a transcript of the gene vsig10l, whose product is annotated as V-set and immunoglobulin domain containing 10 like. Gene Ontology annotation, molecular function: protein binding. The record is from RefSeq and is a predicted model, not a curated record. Lineage: Eukaryota; Metazoa; Chordata; Actinopteri; Perciformes; Serranidae.
CCCUGCUGACACACACAGAGGAUUCAGUCACUGCUGUCCAAGACACCGAGGACAUUUCUUCGCCUCUGUUUUUAUGUUCUGGGUUUUUGACUCAAAAAACAACAUUAAAAAGAUUUUCAUGUCCUCUUAAAUCCGUCAGCUACUCCACUGUCGCCCUGUUUUUAUAAAAUGACGUGGCCGGAUGGAUUUAGUAGAUUAAAUGCAGUUUUUCUCGUCAUUUUACUGAGCUUUACUUUUCAAGGUGCCUACUUUGAGCUGGUGGUGUCUCCUGUUGGCCCGACUGUUGUGAAUGCACCACUUGGCAGCAAUGUGACUCUGGCUGUGUCCUUCAGUGGUGCCUCUGACCCAGUGGUUGCCUGGUUUAUGGGAAGGUUACCUGUCGCCACAUGGGUUAUUAACUCCAGUGCUCCUCCAUUCAUAGCCGAAAACAAUAGGGGGGUGCUGGAUAUUGAGCCAGAUGGAUCCCUUACCUUUGUGAAUGUGACACUUGACUAUACCAGUGAGUACACCGUUGAAAUGACAAAGUCUGGACUGCCAACAUCCUCGACUUCUUUCAGUCUAACAGUAUUUGAGAGGCCAAAAGGCAGCCCGAUGUGCUCUGUGCAGUCAGUGAAUAAUGUCAACCUGCAGUACCACUGUCGGUGGCUGGGGGGAACCCCACAGGCCCAGUUGUCUUUCCCAGCACUGAGUAACACGAGCAGCGGAGCAGGAAACUUCAACCUGACCGUCACCCCCUCUGAUAAUCUUGACGGGAAAACUGUCACAUGCAUUGCAUACCACCUAUCUGAACAGAAUAAACAAUACUGCAAUAUUACUGCAAGUAGUCCAGUGAAGUUCCUGCCAUCCAUGAGAACCACGGUUGACUCCAGUGGCAAAAUAGUGGUCACUAUCCAGUGUGUCAGCGAGGCCUCGCCUAAGGCCGUGGUGUCAUGGCUUAAAGGCAACGAGACUGUCACAAAAGGGACAACGUACCAGAUCAGCAGAGACACCACACAGCUCCAGAUUGAGGAUAAAAAUGUCAACAACUUUGCCCCCCAGAACUACACUUGUACCUGCCGCAACCCGCUGGGCAGCCAGAGGAGGGUGACUCAGUUAAUGGGACCGUCGAUCUCAGAUUCCAGUUUGUUCCCUAAUCCCAACGGAACCAUCGUCACAUUGACCUGGGAGGUCCCGCCCACCUCUGUUGUUACAGGGUUUGACGUCCAAAAGAAAGGACCAGACCUCCUGAGCAAACAUGGUAAUGGCAUCACCACUAAAGGCAGCUCAAACAAAUUUAAAACCAUCCAGCAGAAGCCUGGCUCUGCUAGGAGCGCAGACAUCUUUGUCCUCGAUCCCGACUUGACAUACUGGUUUCGGAUCAUCCCCAGAGCUCUGAUGACUGAAGGAGCGCCAUCUGAGGUCCACAGAAUUGGUCCAGGUGUCGGGCUGAGUGGACCUGCCAUUGCUGGCAUUGCAGCUGGAAUCCCCUGCAGUCUUCUCGUUCUAAUCCUGCUAAUUGUCUUCAUCUGCUUCUGUGUCUACUGGAACAAGAACAAAAAUCAUCAGGCAAGAUAUCCAAUGUCCAGAGCAGUUGAGAAGGCAAUAUCAACCCAAACAGAAAUAGUGCCUCAUAACCUGCUGAAGGCAGGGCGGAAGGCUCCCCCUGAUUACAACAAAUUUAAGACUCCCUCUGAAAAGUCAGUGCCUCUCCCCACAUUUGUCCCUCCACCACCUGUCAGAGUUGCUACAACUGUCUAAACUCCUGUAUUUGCUUUAUAUAUUAAUUUUGUAUAGCAUGCCUUAUUUUUAUGUUUUGUCUUAAUGUAUGAGAUUUUUUCUAUAUUUGUAUUAUUACUUUAACUGAACUAAGAAUUGGUUUUAUAGAUUUACUUGUACCACUUUCCUGAUCUGCAAUGUAAAACUCCAUUUUGUAAAUUUAUUUAUUCACAAUAAAUCAAAGUAUAAGCAAUGCCUAUAAAUUUAAUUAGUUACAUAUCAAGGAAAGCCUUACUGUUGCAAUGGAGCUCUCAGAAAUUUUUAAUCUGUAUGGCCAGAUGGGGCAAUUGAAAAUCCAAAAAGCCGGGCGGCACAGUUGUGCAUUGGUUAGCAUUGUCGCCUCAAAGCAAGAGAGUUCCCGGUUUGAACCUGGGACCCCUCUGAAAAUCGCCAUGCCAGUUGUUUCCUUGCCAAAAUUUAGCCUAAAGUUGGAGUAAUAAUGAACCCCCUUCAGCCAUGGUUGGCACCUGUGGAGGCCUUAGGUUGUCUAGUUUCACAAGAUACAACUUCCUUAGUGCUACCUUAAAAAAUGAGUGCACCACUGCCUGUUAAAGACAAUGUACAAUGACAAUGUAAUUGUUUCCUUCAAAUUCAUUAUAACUUUCCAACCAUACUGUUGUCCUAGGUCACUCAGUAUUCUGUUGGAACAUAAGGUUAGUUACAUGAAAGAUUAUGUUCUGCUUCAUGACCAACACAUUGAUUGAUUUGAAGUACAAACAUCAUGUUUGUUGCUGAGGAUCAUGGAAAGGCGGCAGACUUUAAGGUCAGGUCUCACGCUGAGGAGAGCAGCGCGCCACCCAGGAAACUGUGAAUCAGUGUUGCAGUACGUGUACCACCCUGAUGUGUUGUCUGUUGUGAGGAAACACACAUUCAUAUAACUGUCAGGUGUUUCCAUCAUGGUAAUCUGAUGUGUGUCAUAUUUAUAUUUGUGCAGCAGAUGGUGCUAUUGUGCGGUGCUGAAGACGUCCCAUCACAAGAAGAUUUUAAGCUGUUGGCACAGUGGAAUGUGAAAAUACUUUUAUAUAAAUGAUAAUAAUCACAAUUAGAGCUGACGACGUUGCUGCUACUGCCUUUGUCUGCCUGCAUUUCUAUUUUUUGCUUCAUUUGUUUUUAAUCUAAUUGACUUUUACUCAUGCUAAUAUUAGUUCACCACCAUAACUGAAUGAAAACAAGCUAAUAGCCACGUCACUGUAAAGACUAAAACCGUGAUCCAGAUGAAAACACACAACUGGAUAGACCUGCUAUAACUUCCAAACUAAUAUGUGUUGUUUUUUUUAAGAUUAUUUUUUGGGCACCCCUUAGUAUAGUGAAAGACGGACAGGAAAGGAGGGAGGAUGACAUGCAGCAAAGAGCCACAGGUUGGAACCCCAGCUGCUGCAAAGGCCUGAGGCGCACACUCUACUAGUUGGCUAGAGGUCGCCCCAGUUGGUGUCUUUUAAUACACAAAUUAUACAGGAAUGAAACCUAUUACCAAGAACUUACUGUAAAAAAGUUUCAAUAGGUUUUGUCUAAAGAUGCACUUAAAAAAGGGUCGUCAGAUUUCCAUCUUUAGCUGCAAGUGUUAACCUCGAUUUGAGGAAGACAAAGCUCUCAUCAUGAAAUGAAGAAGGACUUGUACUAACUGGUCAAAGUGUGACAUUUCAGAGGAAGUGUCAGGCCAGCCAGAACGGUUAACCUUGGGUACAAGAUCAUUUACCUCAGUUACACUUAUGUCCCCCCAGUUACAUCACCCAUGUCUCUUUUUUCUCUUUAAUUUCAGAUUCCCCUUUUCUGCCUUCUUUACGUCUCUCUGGACCAGACAGCGGUUCAGUUUAGUGCAAAUGUGUUCUUACUCAAGCCUGUAACACUGAUGGUAAACCACCUGCCAGCUGCUUCCUGCGGAGCAAUUCAAAUGGUGGACUUCUCACAGCUCCUAACCAGAGUGUACACAUCAUCAUAUGCACUAUCUGAGAUCUCAGUGAAAACAUUUUACACUGCAUAUAAGUCCACGCCCUGGGCAGGGCCAGCAAUACAGAGUAUGCCCAGUUAUCGUACCAUAAACAUCAUGUCUGUGGCGAGUGAGGUCAUCAGGUGAGAGGCCAAUGUCAUCUGAACAU